Messenger RNA from Mercurialis annua (annual mercury), 2990 nucleotides. RefSeq names its product extra-large guanine nucleotide-binding protein 3-like. The transcript has 8 exons. Gene Ontology annotation, cellular component: heterotrimeric G-protein complex. Gene Ontology annotation, molecular function: guanyl nucleotide binding; GTPase activity; G protein-coupled receptor binding. The record is from RefSeq and is a predicted model, not a curated record. Gene Ontology annotation, biological process: adenylate cyclase-modulating G protein-coupled receptor signaling pathway. NCBI's taxonomy places the organism in Eukaryota, Viridiplantae, Streptophyta, Magnoliopsida, Malpighiales, Euphorbiaceae. Bases 128 to 2680 code for a protein of 850 amino acids.
AUUGAAAAUUACAACACUUGCAUAAAAUACAAAUUCCAGCCAACUCACUGAACUCAACUUAUUUUCUCGACUAUUUCAUCAAAUUUUCCUUCAUUUUCUCACCAACCAAACACUCAAUCAAUCAAACAUGACAACUACAGAGACAGCAACAUCAUUAGCAACAGAAUUAGACGAAGAAGAAGAAGAAAAAUGGAAAUCAGUUUUAAGAAAGAUGUUACCCGCCGGUGCUCCGUUACCAGACGAAGAACACCUCGACUACUCAAUCGCCGUUGAAUAUCAAGGUCCUCCGCUUCCUUACGACGUCCCUCGCGUCGAUCCGCUUAAUCUAAAUCACGCUCCCGUCGUUACUCCGAUUACCGGUGAUGCUCAUACAACUCAUACUAAUAAUAUCCCUAAAUUUAACCGUUUCAGAACUGGAAAUUUGAAUUUUAAUUCGAGUUCGAGUUCGAGUUCAAGUAUGUUAGUUAAGAACAGAGAACUAAAUGAGGUAAAGAGUACGAGUGUAUUUAAAUCCGGUAAUCAUCCCGUUUUCUCGGAAACGGAUGAUGAUAAUGUUAUUUUUAAUGAUAAAGAUGAUGAUUAUGAUGAUGUUGAUGGUGAUGAGGGUUAUUCAUCAACGCAAUCGAGUGCUGCGUUUGAUGAUUCCGUGGCAGGGAGUGCCGCAGUUAUUGAGAAAUUGAAGAAGAAUAAGGAUAGGAAAAGAGGAGAGUGUAGUAGAUGUGGUAAGAGGAAUCGAUUGAAGGAGAGAGAGGCGUGUUUAGUGUGCGAUUCGAGGUAUUGUAGUAAUUGUUUACUUAAAGCUAUGGGAUCAAUGCCUGAAGGAAGGAAAUGUGUUGGUUGUAUUGGAUAUCCAAUUGAGGAAUCUAAGAGGUCUAGUUUAGGUAAGUGUUCGAGACUUUUGUCGAAAGUUUGCAGUUCUUUGGAAGUUAGACAGAUUAUGAGAGCUGAGAGAGAAUGUGGAGCUAAUCAAUUGAGACCUGAACAGUUGUUUUUGAAUGGGAGAGCGCUUACUCGUGAAGAAUUAGCUGAGGUUUUAGGGUGUCAGAAUCCGCCUUUGAAUUUAAAGCCGGGAAGGUAUUGGUAUGAUAAGGAUUCCGGCCUAUGGGGAAAGGAGGGAGAGAAGCCUGAUAGGAUUAUCAGUUCGAAACUUAAUGUUGGUGCUAAGCUUCUAGUGGAUGCUAGCAAUGGAAACACAAAUGUUUAUAUGAAUGGACGAGAAAUUACCAAGAUUGAGCUCAAAGUAUUGAAGCUGGCCAAGGUACAGUGCCCCAGUGAUACACAUUUUUGGGUAUAUGAUGAUGGAUCUUAUGAAGAAGAAGGCCAAAAUAAUAUAAAAGGAAAUAUAUGGGGAAAGGCAUCUACUCGUUUCGUUUGUUCAUUAUUUUCACUGCCUGUACCACCUGGGAAUUCUUUGGAGCCUAAAGACGAUCCAACUGCCUUUUCAGGUAGGUCAAUGCCUGAUUAUUUGGAUCAGGGCAGGGUCCAGAAACUUCUGUUACUUGGUUUGGAGGGAUCUGGAACCAGUACAAUCUUUAAGCAGGCAAAAUUUUUAUAUGGAAAUAAAUUCACUGUAGAAGAGCUGCAGAACAUCAAGCUUAUGAUUCAAAGUAACAUGUACAAAUAUCUUAGCAUAUUGCUUGAAGGACGAGAGAGGUUUGAAGAGGAAGCUUUAAUGGAAAGUGAGACUGGUACUUUAAAUCCUGAAGAAUCUUCUUCAGGUGACACAGGAACUGAGGUUAAUAAGCACUGUAUAUACUCCAUCAACCAAAGGUUUAAGUAUUUUUCUGAUUGGUUAUUGAAUAUCAUGGCUACUGGAGAUUUAGAUGCUUUUUUCCCUGCUGCAACUAGAGAGUAUGGUCCUAUUGUUGGUGAGGUCUGGAAGGAUCCCGCUAUUCAGGAAACAUACAAGAGAAGUGAUGAAUUGCAUCUUCCUGAUGUUGCCAAGUAUUUUCUAGAUAAGGCUGUUGAUAUUUCAAGUAAUGAAUAUGAACCUUCAGAGAAAGACAUUUUAUAUGCUGACGGAGUCACCCAGAGUAAUAGCCUUGCGUCCAUGGAAUUUUCAUUUGAUGAUAGAAGCCCAAUGUCCGAGAUUUACAAUGACGACUUUGAAUGUUUGCCUUCCUUUUCCAAGUUCCAACUAAUACGCAUAAAUUCCAAGGGAUUGCUUGAUGGUUGCAAAUGGAUAGAAAUGUUUGCAGACGUAAGAGGAGUUAUCUUCUGUGUCGCACUGAGCGACUAUGAUCAGAUGUGGACCAAUGGUCCAGGUUCUCAUUAUAAUAAAAUGCUCGCUACCAGAGACAUGUUUGAGAGCUUGGUGACCCAUCCCUGUUUUAGAGACGCUCCUUUCGUACUUUUAUUGAAUAAAUACGACGCGUUUGAGGACAAAAUCAACCAGGCUCCUUUAUCUUCUUGUGAAUGGUUUACAGACUUCAGCCCUUUGAAGGCUCAUCACAAUAGUCAGUCUCUGGCUCACCAAGCUUACUAUUAUGUGGCAAUGAAAUUUAAGGAGCUAUAUUCUUCGCUUACUGGCCGUAAGUUGUUUGUUUGCCAGACAAGAGCCCGUGAACGUAUCUCAGUUGACGAGGCAUUCAAGUAUGUAAGGGAGGUUCUUAAGUGGGAUGAAGAAAAAGACGAUAACAUGUACGGAAUGAACGGGGAUGAUUCAUUUUACAGUUCGUAAAUGGCCUCAGGCAGGUUGACAUUUUUAACUUGGAGAUUGGUGAGUUUUAUUUGACAAUUACAGAUCUCAUUAAAUAUUUCGAGAUUGAUUCGGGUUGGACGGAAUUCUUUCAUCUGUAAAUGUUUAUUAUCAUAAAAGCGAUCAUUUAUUAAAAAAUGACUGGUUAUCAAAUAAUUGAAGAGCCAAGAGCAAUUUAUUUAUUAUACUUAAAUGACAUUCAUAAAAUGUAUGUAAUGAAUUAUGAGUUCAACACACUCCGUUGGGCAGAAACUGAAUCAGUUUAUGUGAUUAUUCUAUUUUAUUGUUUGAA